Messenger RNA from Bacillus rossius redtenbacheri, 3318 nucleotides. RefSeq lists its product as uncharacterized. Bases 857 to 2932 code for a protein of 691 amino acids. The transcript is spliced from 2 exons. The record is from RefSeq and is a predicted model, not a curated record. Lineage: Eukaryota; Metazoa; Arthropoda; Insecta; Phasmatodea; Bacillidae.
AUUCACUACAUGGUCUUUAUAAGGGCAGUUCCAUGAAAAGGUCAACCAUGGUAGCAAAUAUUAAAAUUAACAUAACCUAGAAAUGUUUUAUAUCAUUGGAAAGCUAACAUAUUUCUCUACCAGAAACUAGGCCUUAGAUUAGUCUUUAACUUUGUGAUGUAAUUAAUAAUGAUGAACAAACCUAAUAAAAAUUAUUCUCUUAGUAGUUUCAAUUGUACGCAAAUUGCUUUCUUGGCUGAUCUUGAUGACAUACUAAUACUAUAUUAGAUUGGUUUCUAAGCCAUUCAAUUUGUGUGGCCUAAUGCUACACGUAGAAACUAUAAUUAAGAAGACUAAAUCAUAUAACUGUUCUAUAAACCUCCCUCAAAGCAGGUGUUUUUUUAGUUUUACUUCCGACACCAAAAUGUGUAUUCAGUUUUAUACAGCCCACAAGGCUAGUGAUAUAAUUCUAACAACCCACAUACAAAGUAGGUUUGUACUGAUCUUUACUUUCUAUACAUAACAAAAGAUUGCUAUGAAUUAACUUUUUAUAUAACUGGGGGGUCGGACGUAAAAAUAAUUUUACGUCCGACACUUUACGUCCGACACCAAAUUUAAUAAUAUUUACAUUUAAUACCAAAUUAUAUUUUCAGUGAUUUUAUGAAGUAAUUAACCGCCUAUAUUGUAAAUAUCUUUAUUUAUAUUUGUAGAACAUAAUUUUUGUUUUGUAAGUUGUCACACCUGCACUUGUGCAUUUUGGUUAUUCACAUGUCACCCAUGCUGGCCUUCACAGUCCUUUCUAUUGUUGAAACUGCAGUAUUUUUGUAGUGAAAUACAUUCUUCAACAGAUAAAGAAAGCUACACCAACAGCAGUGUCAUGGCAAAGAUCAGCAACAAAGAAAAGAUGGCACGGCGCAGAGCAAGAAUUAAGGGUGGUGAUCCAGUAAAAAGAGCAGAAUUAUUAGAGAAAGAUCGAUUAAGGAAAGCUAAAUAUAGAAAACAACAGAAGGAAAGUAUGUCUGAGCCAGAACUGAAGAAGUUACGUGCAAAGGAAAGUGAAAGAGUGAAAUGUUGGUAUCAUAACAAAAAAGGUGAGCCAGCAACAAUUGAAAAAAACAGUGACAUACCUUUGUGUUCAACUCCAUUUAAAACAAAACAGUCUUUAGGAAAGGCUAUGAAAAAAAUUCAGCGUAAUUUGCCACAGUCUCCACGAAAAAGGCAACAUGUUGUGCAAUGUCUAGCUAACCAAUGUGGCUUUAAAGUAACUCCUCCAAUAGGAAGAACCAGACAAAAUGAAGUUUCAGAAAAGUUAAGAAAAUGGGUUCAUAUAUUUUAUCAGAAUGAUGAUGUCAGUUGGCAAGCACCAGGAAAGAAAGACAGAGUAAUAUACAAAGAUGUAGACAAGGAUGGAAAUAAAGUGAAACGUGAAGUCCAGGCUCGUUAUCUCUUGGUGUCACUAGGUGAGGCGUAUAAGGUAUUUGUAGAGAAACACCCACAGGUUACAAUUUGUCGAGCAAAAUUUUGUGCACUUCGUCCUAAACACUGUAAACUUUUUUCUCAAAUUCCACAUUUUGUGUGUGUAUGUUCCUAUCAUGAGAAUGUCAGAUUGUUGCUACUGGCACUGAAAGACUUUACAGACUUGCCAACAGAUUUUGAUUCCUUCAUUACUACUCUAGUGUGUGAUGCUUCAUCCAAAGAUUGUAUGACCAACCGUUGUGAAUCUUGUACUAACAGUAUAAGUCAACAUACACCUAAAGAUGAAGAUCUGAGAAAGCCACUUAAAUAUUCUCAGUGGCAAAACAAUGAUGGACAUUCAGAGAAGAUGGAGAUACUGAGUAGUGUGCAAGAAACAUUUGAAGAUUUGAAAAGCAAGUUGAAAGACUUUUUAGUUCAUACCUAUAUCAAACGCAUUCAAGCAAAGACAUUUGAAACCAUUAAAUCAAAUGUUAAUGGCAGUGAAAUUGUGAUUCAAGUUGAUUUUGCAGAAAAUGCAUCUCUGGUGAACCAAAAUGAAAUACAAUCAGCUCACUGGAGCCAUGGACAAUCAACUUUAUUUACAAUUUAUGCAUGGAUUAAUAAAAACCUAACUGAAGGGUGUGUAAUAGUAUCUGAUGAUCUUGAACACACCAAAUUACAAGUUUUUUGUUACAUUAAUCAUAUUCUUACGUAUUUGAAAACUUCCUACCCAGAUAUUAGUACAGUAAAUAUAUUCUCAGAUGGUGCUUCGUCACAGUUCAAAAAUCGUUUUAUUUUUUCAGUACUUGCCAAACUGGAAGAAAUUCACACCAUAAAACUUAAAUGGCAUUUCUUUGCGACUUCGCAUGGAAAAGGUGUUGUUGACGGUAUUGGGGGAACAAUUAAAAGAAGUGUCUGGAACCAUGUCAAGGCAAGUAGAAGCAUUGUAAACACACCAGAAAAGUUUGCAAGAAUUGCAGCAGAGCGAAAUCCCAACAUCACUGUGUGUUACAUCACAGCAGAAGAGAACAGAAGCAAGAACAACACAGUAGCUGAGAUAUGGGCCAAAGCAUUGCCAGUUGCAAACACACACAGUGUUCACUGCGUUACUCCUGUUGGAAACAAGUACAUUUUAGUUGGUGGUACCAGUGACAGUAAUGAAGUAUUUAGGAAAGUGAAAAUAAGCAGAGAUGAGGGCAGUAACAGUGAAGGAGACAUCAUGAGUAAUAGCACUAAAUGUAACCACGUGAAUCUAGACGACUGGGUUAUAGUUAAGUAUGAUGGCAAACUGUUUCCAGGGCUGGUGAAAAAAUUAAGGCCAGAUUAUGUUGAUGUAUCUGUUAUGUAUCUCUCAGACACUGGUAGUUACUACAAGUGGCCUUCACAAGAAGACUGCAUUUCAUAUUUAUUUAGUGAUGUGGUAAAAAAAAUUGAUGCCCCUAUUGUGACUGGGAGUAGAGGCCAGUUUCAGUUCACUAGCAAAAUAUGUGAAAAUUAAGAUUCAACCAAUUUCAAUUCAUGUUCAUUUCGUGAUUGCCAACAUUUCCUGCUCCUAGUUUGUUAUCCAUAUAGAGUAGGCCUAAUGUUAGCAUUUUUGUUAGUGGUAAUACAGUGAAAGAAAUGUAUCUCAAGGAAAGUGAGAAUAAGAAGAGAGAAAGACUGUGACAGUGACACUUAAGAAGAAACAUCAGUUAUAGUGAUAAAUGUAACCACCGAAGCCAUAUACUGGAUAAUAAGUUAAGUUCCUUUAGUAUUUUUAGUUAAGCUUUGUGAACCAAGUAUUUUUUUGUCAUACAUUUUACGUCCGACCCCAUCAUUUUACGUCCGACACCAAAGUUUAAAAAUGUAUACAUUUAUGAUAACUAAACAGUAUGAUUCAUCUAA